This is a messenger RNA of Pestalotiopsis fici W106-1, 3036 nucleotides long. RefSeq lists its product as uncharacterized. Bases 1 to 3036 code for a protein of 1011 amino acids. Lineage: Eukaryota; Fungi; Ascomycota; Sordariomycetes; Amphisphaeriales; Sporocadaceae. Gene Ontology annotation, molecular function: protein binding. The transcript has a single exon. Gene Ontology annotation, cellular component: transcription factor TFIIIC complex. Gene Ontology annotation, biological process: transcription by RNA polymerase III. The record is from RefSeq and is a predicted model, not a curated record.
AUGGCUAACGCCAGUGGUUUCGAGCAGUAUGGACAAGCAACAGAGCUUCGUGGCGAGGCAUUGGAGGAAGAAGAAGAAGACGAACUGGACUUGGACGAGCUGGGCGACGAUCCGCUGUUGGCAAUGCAGAACAACUUGACCACCUUUGAAGAUUCUGUACGCAGCUUCGCAGCCGGAGGGAGCGAGAAAAGCUUGCUUUCUCAGUUUCGCGAAAAGCCGCAACAGCCUCGUGAGAAGAAAAUCAUAAAGCGAGGUCCUCGCAAAGCUGCUGAACCUACUGGCGAUGUGAAACUACGCCUCAGUGCCGCCACAAAUGCAUUCAUGAGUGGCGAGUUAGAUGAGGCUCUGCGCCAGGUCAACGACGCCAUUAGGCUCAAUGCAGAAAUCCACCGUUCUUGGUCGCUUCUGUCUGAGAUUCUGCGAGAGAGGGGAGAAUAUAAACAAAGUCUCACUGCUGCUGUGUGUGCUGCUCAUCUGCAGCCCAAAAUAUUCGACGUUUGGCUGGACUGCGGUCGUUUCGCGCUAGAACUUAUUGAUGCAGAGCCAGACGAUGCCGAGGACACCCUCAAGAUCGCAAUAAUGGUCUUUUCCCAAGCCAUUAAAAUUCAACCAGAUAACCUUGAUACCCGCCAAACCCGUGCUGCCUUGUAUUUGACGAGGCAAAGCUACAAACUCGCAGUAGGCGAGUACAAUUUCAUCAUCGAGCGAGAACCAUAUGAUCUUCUCGCCCUUCGAGGCUUGGCUGAUGCCUCGGUGCAGCUGUUUGAGAGCAACAGGAGGUAUUCCGAUAGGCAGAGAUGGGAGGCACGGGAUGCCUAUCAACGCGCGAUUGAUCAUUAUCGAGCCGAAUUUCCAAUGGGUGCAGAGAACGAAGAGCUUCCAUUCACGUGGGACGACGUCUUCACAUUUACGGCGCUCCUGGUCCACCUAGAGCAGUAUGGUGCCGCUUUGGAUGCAACCCGGUCACUAUCACGAUGGCUUCUAGGACGUGCUGAGGAAUCUUUCUGGGACGACAUCCAGGAUGAUAGGGAAUGGGAUGUCAAUGAACGACGUCGUCUUGAUGUUCCACAUUUCGAGGAAAAGAAGUAUCCAGUGGAAACAUACGGAGUCAGCUUACCCCUCCGCCUCAGAAUCAAUUUGGCCAUUUGUCGCCUCAGAUUAGACAGAAACACUGAUGACGAGGCCGUGCAACAUUUGGAAUUCCUCGACCCUGCAGACAUAGACACCGACGACGAAUCACAGCAAUCAGAGCUCUUCUUGGAAGUUGCCUCAACAUUAUAUGAAACUAAGCGACUCGCAAAAGCCCUUCCAUUCUACGAACCUCUGCGACGACAGGAGGAUCUACUAGAUGCACUCUCUUUGUACCGUGCUGGAAAAUGCUACCUAGAAAUCGAAGAUAGGCGACAGGCUGAAGAGUGUUUCACAGCAGCUUUGGAUUUUGACGAAACCCCAUCCGAUGUCCGUAUCAACGCGCGAUACGAAUUAGCUAGAAUGUACGAGGCUGCAAGGAAGAAUGAGGAAGCCUUGUAUCUGCUCGAAGAGGCCAUGGGCAUCGAAAGGGAACAAAAGGAAGUUUCUGGCAGCUCGGGUGCUGAGCCGGCGCGACGGGAGGCCCGCCCGAGAAUCAUUCGCAACCUUGCGCCAAAGCCAGUGCUGGAUAAACCACCAGUAGAACCUCGGGCUCCCAGGGAAAGAAAAGCACCUGCUCCCAAGAAACCUCGACAGCCUGGAGAGAAGAAGCCGCCGAGAGAGAGAAUGAGUCGCCCAAGACCUCUGCUGUUCGCUCUCGACGAAGACCGCAAACUGGAAGAGGAACGAAGAUCCGCAUAUCUGGCAGAGAGGUGGCGCAUUAUUCAUGAGCAAAGGGAGGAAUCCGAGCAUGGACCUGGAGCAGCCUGGAUGGCCGCUGCCAAGAUCCUCGUUGAUGAUUUCCGCUCCUUCAAGGCAUUCUACCCUUGGGAUAGAUAUCUGGCUCAGAUGGGUUUGCAAAAGGACGAAUCUGCCACUUCUGCCAAUCCUCACCUGCUCAAGAUGGUCCAACGACUAAGAGGCGAAGUCGACGCCCAGCAAUCCGCUGUUAACUCCCGCAAGCUAGCUGAGACGACUGUUAGUUACAGAAAUGUCGAGUUCAGGGCAUGGCUUGAUCUAUUCUUGGAGUAUGCACUCAGUCUUGCGCUCGCCGAUCGCAUCAAGGAAGCAUAUGACGUGUGCGAUGCAGCCCUGGCAGCCAAUGUCUUUUUUGAGAACCCUGAAGACAAAUUCCUUGCCAAUAUAGCGAAAGCAGCUUGUGCUGUGCGUGGGAGAGAUGAGGAGACAUGCGUCGAAGUGGCACGCAGUUUCAUGGCGAGCUUCCAGUUCUGCUCUGAUGCAUUCCGCAUGUAUGCCGCCCUGGGCAGGCUGGCCCAUUCCUCGGGGACGUGGUUCGCGCAUUCCAAGGUGCAAAAGUUCACACUGCGGCAGAUCAAGAUGAUGGAUGCCAAGUUGCUUCCGGCCGAAAAGAAGACCAGACUUCUCGAACAAUUUGAUUCGAAACUCUACCCAUCGACAGAGCAGGAUGUCCAAUUAUUGAUGUUGUAUGGCCAUAUUCUGUUCAUCUCCAACAGCUUUACUUUUGCGCUAAACUAUUUCGUGCGGGCUGCGGCUUUGGACCCGGACAACCUCAUGGUGAACAUCAGUAUUGGACAGGCCUACCUUCACUACGGGCUCAAGCGGCAGACGGAAAAUCGACAACAGUCCAUCACGCAAGGCUUGCUGUUCCUGCACCGUUACUACGACAUGAAGCUAGCCCAGGCCCUGACGUCGGGACAGAGGCAAGAGGCGCACUACAAUUUGGCGCGGACUUACCACGAGAUUGGGCUAGCCCAUCUGGCAGCAGAGUUUUACAGACGAGUCUUUCGUGAAGUUGAGAGCGAAGGCGAUGGAUUAGGGCAUGAGGACCUGGCUAGAGAGGCGGCAUUCAACCUACAGCAAUUUUGUCUGAUAGGGGGUGACAUGGAGGCGGUCCGGGACCUCAGCGAACGAUGGCUUGUCCUGUAA